CUGAGAUCGUCAAUUGACGGCAGUCUGUCGAACUGAAGCACUUCAGCAGAAAAGCACGACUGAACGAGACGUGCGCAGCCGUUACCUUCCCACACAGCGCCAGCUGCGCCUCCGGCAUCCGCGGCUCCGCCCUCCGUCCCUGCUUGCUCGGCUACUCGGCUGCUCGCUGAAUCGCGGCCUGACUGCGUACGCUGGUUUCCGAUUUGCAGUUGCAGAGCCAGAAACUCCAUACGUGAUUGGUCUGAACAUCAACCGUCGUUGACCCCGCUUUCCGACGAAGCGACCAUGGAAGAUGUCUCGACGUCUACUGGAGACGCCUUCGAUCGCAAUCCCAUGGCGUCAGUUCAACUACCCCCUUCUUCAAUAGACGGCCGUCCUCUAGUUUCCGGGGUAGGUAGUCCAAAAGGAGACAAACUGGUCUUAAGGGGUUUAAAAUUCCAUGGGUUCCAUGGAGUGAAAGCUGAAGAAAGGACUUUGGGCCAGAAGUUUGUAGUGGAUAUGGAUGUCUGGAUGGACCUUAGAGCAGCCGGUAAGUCUGACCAGCUGUUAGAUACGCUGAGUUAUACUGAUGUUUACCGCAUAGUGAAAGAGGUGGUGGAGGGAUCAGCACAUAAUCUGCUUGAAAGUGUGGCGGAACACAUCUCAUCUGCAACACUAAGCAGAUACCCGCAGGUAAAUGCUGUGCGAGUACAGUUAGGGAAGCCACAUGUUGCAGUCCAAGGAUCCGUUGACUACUUGGGAGUUGAGAUCAUGAGAUGCAGAGGAAUUGACACAUAGAUUUCUCAACCCCCUUCCUGGAUCAAUGCUUUGUUACCAUGAUUUUCUUUGUUCCAGUUUCUUAAACCUCAACUGAUUGCUUUGUUGAAAUUCUGUAUGAUUGAAUAUGUUAAAAUGUGUGAAUAUGUUGUCAAGUGAUUGAUAUGUACUAGUAUUUCAUAUUUGCAUAUUUUACAUCUAUUUGAAGUAAUUACAAUUUUGAGUAGAGUAUUUCUACUGUGCUAAUG
Messenger RNA from Cuscuta epithymum, 1004 nucleotides. Lineage: Eukaryota; Viridiplantae; Streptophyta; Magnoliopsida; Solanales; Convolvulaceae. The record is from the annotation of a GenBank genome assembly.